This is a messenger RNA of Capronia epimyces CBS 606.96, 4536 nucleotides long. RefSeq lists its product as uncharacterized. The coding region runs from base 1 to 4536 and encodes 1511 amino acids. The record is from RefSeq and is a predicted model, not a curated record. Gene Ontology annotation, cellular component: exocyst; plasma membrane. The transcript has a single exon. Gene Ontology annotation, biological process: Golgi to plasma membrane transport; exocytosis. Gene Ontology annotation, molecular function: phosphatidylinositol-4,5-bisphosphate binding. NCBI's taxonomy places the organism in Eukaryota, Fungi, Ascomycota, Eurotiomycetes, Chaetothyriales, Herpotrichiellaceae.
AUGAACCAGCAACCACUCUACACCGGGCCCCGACAGCAGCCCCAAGUCACCAAUGGCAGCCGAGAGGGCUCUUUCGGCAGACACGAUGCCAGGCAGCCAGCACCGCUGGAAAACAACCAAUCCCUCGCCGCGCGUUUCGAAGAUGAGAAGAGGCGCAUCAUCGAGAGCUGUUUCCACAAGCGGGACCCUGAUGGAAUGCAGCUCGAAUCCUAUAUCACCCAUGUCAAAGUCACCGAAGAUGCCUCUUACCCGUCGUCGCCUCCUCCUCCGGAGUCUCCUCCAGUCAACAAGAAACCCAGAGUCAUUCUUGUCGCAGUUCGAAGGUCGGGCAAGGUUAGAGUCCAUAAAGCCCGCGAAAACCCGAACGGCACCUUCUCGAUUGGCAAGACAUGGAGUCUCGACGAACUGAUCGCCAUUACUUCAUACUCGGGGAUGGUUCCGGCGACGCCGCAGCAACAGACGGAGAAACAAUGGGCGUCCAACACCGGGUUCAUAGUCACGUUGGGGAAGCCAUAUUUCUGGUCUGCAGACACCGCUAAAGAGAAGGAUUUCUUCAUUGCAAGCCUCAUCAAGAUAUAUCGGAAAUACACAGGUGGAAGGAUACCGGAGCUCAUCGGCUUCGGACCGCAUGAGGUCGCACAGCUUACUGGCAGUCAGUCGUCUCACAGCACUCAAAAUCAACAUACUGCCUUAUCACCGAUUAUUCCGUCUGAUCGGGGGCAUCAUCCCCCUCCUCCGCCGGCUAUUCCAGCGCUGAGUGCCAACCGGCCACAGUCUCCAUACAGUACAGGCCAAGCACCUCCCAGCAGGGACGGCAGCGCCAUCGAUCCACACGAGAGAGAACGUGGUCUCCGCCCUCAGGGUUAUAAUACGGCCUCAACCGAUGGCCCGCCGGUUCGAAAUGAAAAUCGUCCCCCGGGAAGGCCAGAUCGCGAUCAACGUGUACCUGAACCGCCUCGUGCUCAGCCUUAUGGCACCACACAUUUCCGGCGAGACGAUGGUCGAAUGCCGUCCCUCUCUGACAGUCUGCAUCCGAAUAGCUCAAGACCAUCUAUCAGUCCUAAGACUUCGCAGACGUCUCUUCAGCGCUCCGAGGCAUCUCUCGAACCAGCACCUCUUAGACCUAAUGGCCUUGGAACUGCAAAGCUCUCCGGUCCCGACUAUCUAGGGAAAAGGCUGGUACCAACACCAGGCCAGGAAGCAGCACGCAACGCUGGUGAGAACGAGUCCUUCAACAAUAGGAGGCCAAGUCCUGCUGUCAACGAUCGUAAGGCUCCAGAGCCCGUUCCCAGCAUUCCAGCACAGGAUUCCCAGCCGUCACCCGAACGUAAAAAGCCGCCUCCAACAGUAGCAGAUCCCCAACCCGACCACCCCGGGCCCCCAAGUCCGGACAACAGUGCAUUUGUGACUCCAUUAGGGACACCCAGUGGUCUCCAGGAGGAAGAGCAGCCCAAAAAGGACGCCGGGUACUUUUCCAGUCAGAAAUCCCAACCAGACUCCGAACCUAAUAGCGCUGCGUUACCCAAGAACGCAAUCAGUGAGCCCGUUGCAUCAGAAUCUACGCACCACAAGAUAACCAACGAAGCAAUAACAGCAGAGCCAACCGAAGUAGCAGUGCCUCCCAAGGUCGAGGAAGAACAUCGACCGGGUUUGGGUCCCAUGAUCAAGAAAAAAUCGGAAAAGGAUAUUGCCAACCGAUUCCGGAGAGCCGCACUUGCCGCAACAGCGUUCCAACCUCGUCAAGGUGGCGCAGCUGCUCGGUUGAAAGCAAUGCAAGAACGGCAGUCAAAUGAGCCCGAUGGCAUUACGAGCGUGGUUCCGGCGCCCUUAUUGAGAGGUAUGAGCACUGAUAGCACAAGGAGCGGGACUCCCGAUCUACCAAACCCAAGCAACGAGAAGAGUCAAGCUGUUCCCAAACCUGCGCAGAGUGAACCAGUCCCGAAAAUCCAACUCGAGCGGGCUGCGACCUCAGAUACCGGGGCACUUGCUGUGACACCUGCUGCUGUGAAGUCCGCUGAUGUGACGCCCGCCGCUGCGACACCCUCAACCGUACCUACGCCGGCCAAGCCAGAUGCGUCUAGGCAGGAAAGAGCAGAAUCUCCAGACAAAGCACGGUCGCGUUCUCCUCAGAGGAGGCGGCGGCAAAAGUUGGAGGCAGAAGUGGAAAAGCAUUGCGCGAUUCUGGGGAUCGAUCCACGUAUCCUGGACGGCCGUGGGGCUGAUUUCAAUGAACUCCUCACCGAGUUUGGAUGGGAGGGAAGGCUUCCGAGCCAGCAGAAGGUGGAAGAUUUUGAGACAGACAUUCGCCGGGAAAUUGGACGUGCCCAAGCAAGUGGGUGGCUGGGUCACCUUGAGCAGCAAGAAAGCAAGGUGCAAGAACUUGCGAUGGCCUUUGACAACGCCAUUGCAGAAUGUGAAGAGCUUGACGGCCUACUAACUCUCUACGCUCACGAAUUGGAUACCCUGCAUGACGACAUUGAAUACAUCGAGGCCCAGGGUCAAGGGUUACAGGUGCAGACGGCAAAUCAGAAGUUGCUUCAUUCGGAGCUACAGAACUUGCUGAAAACAUUGACGAUAUCGUCGGGAGACCUGCGACCUCUCCACGCUGCAUCUAUCGAUAGCCUGGAUGGGGUGCAGGCCAUCGAAAGGUCACUGUCGCUGCUCUACGGGGCAAUGCUAACCAUCGAUCCUGACAUUCGUCACAAUAAAGCCCGUCAAGAGGCGGCUUCGGCAGGCGGAACAGUGGUUCCGGUUUACGCCGACAAGACCAUCGCCCAAAUGCGGGCAGUGCAACAGAGGAAAGACGAGUACAAACACGAGAGCGCGAUAUUUAUCAACAGGUUUAACCAACAUAUGAAAGCAAUGUUUCAGAUGGCCGAGCAACGGACCAGUGAGGAAAAUACCGGUAGCAUAUCGUCGGGAACAACCAUCACCCUUAAUCUCCGGGCCGUCACCGUCUCACGCCAGGAUCUUUGGGUUUACCAUGUUUUGAUGCUUUUCGUGCGAGAAGUCAACCCGUACGAAUGGCAGACCUUGAUCAAGAACUACGAGAUUACCGUCAAAACCAUUUUUCAAGAGCAGUUCCGCGACUUCAGCAUGAAUCUUAGAAGGACGGCCAGAAAGGCGACGGGGGAGGAACAAGAGAUCCUAUUCACACAUCAAGAAAAGGAGAAGGUGGAAGAGUCACUGACUUCGGCAGCCCGCAAACUCACCGUGAGACGGGCUAAAACGUCGAAAACUAGCACCCUGAGACAGUCGAUGGGCGACAAGCGGGAGGGCAAGCCAGAGGCGUGGGUGGUGUUCGAUAAAGCCCUCGAGCAGCAAGCAACAGCCAUCUCGGAGGAGCAAAACUUUAUUGUGCACUUCUUCCACAUCGAGUCCCAGUCCAGCGCGGAUUUUGCCGAGGUGGUCCAAUCUCAACCGCCUGCACAACGCAAGGUGCCCGAUUUGCAGGUCAAGCAGUCUCACGAGCCGGACCGAGGAAUGGCCAAGAUUGUCCAGGAAAGCACCGAGGGAAUCUACGGCUUCUGGGUUAAGGACCUUCAAUCGCUGGUGGACUGGGUGCUCCGGACGGACCAGUUGCAGGGGGUCGGCAUCUUGGUGUCUCUCGAGCAGUGCCUGGCCAGAUACGAAGAGACCAAUCAAGAGUUCAUCACCCGGACGGUGAGGGUGGUGCAUGAGCGCGUGAUCGGUCUUUUCCACAAGUUCGUCGAAGAGCAGGUCAAGGCCAUUGAGGAAACCAAGGUCAAGGUGAAGAAAAGGAAGGGGCUCAUAUCAUUCAUGCGAGUCUUCCCCGACUUCAGCGCGGCUGUGGAGGAGAUGGUGCCUCAGCAGGAGUUUGCUCAUCAAGACUCGCUGGAGGUGCGCUUUGUCGUCAAUGACGCGUACACCAAGCUUCUCAAAGCCAUGUGGGAUUCGCUGAGUUUCAUCGCCAAAGACAACCCUGCAAGCUCGAGCGGCGCGGUGCAUUCGGCCACCCCGGCCAACGGAGACCCCGAGGACAAAGAAGCGCUGAACUACCAUAUCCUACUGAUUGAAAACAUGAAUUACUUUGCGGAAGAGGUCAAGACUCAGCACAAUGUCGUUCUGGAGGAGUGGUCUGAGCGAGCCUCUCGCGACCAGUUGAUGCAUCUGGCACAGUAUACCGACGCGGUGAUCCGACGGCCGCUGGGUAAAUGGCUCGAUUUCCUAGAGAGUACGGAAGCGUUGAUGAAAUCCACCGACUCGUAUGCGGCCAUUGCCAACCGACCUAGCCAUUCUCGAAGUUCGGCCAAGAAGAUGCUCGCGACGUACGACUCGAAGGAAGUCAGAAAGGGCAUUGAGACACUGAAGAGACGGAUCGAGAAGCAUUUCACCGACGCGGACGAUCCGAGCAGUUCGAGCAGCAAGGCUUUGAUCGGCAGGGUUUUUGACGAGUGUUCGACACGGUACACGCAUGCAUACGAUCGCAUGAAGCUGGUGAUUGAUCGAGUGUAUGAUUCGAAUCUGGAGAUUGAUUGGCGCAAGGAGGAUGCUGCAGCCAUGUUUAGGAGAUGA